Messenger RNA from Talaromyces amestolkiae, 1473 nucleotides. RefSeq lists its product as uncharacterized. The record is from RefSeq and is a predicted model, not a curated record. Gene Ontology annotation, molecular function: NAD+ binding. Bases 1 to 1473 code for a protein of 490 amino acids. The transcript is spliced from 5 exons. Lineage: Eukaryota; Fungi; Ascomycota; Eurotiomycetes; Eurotiales; Trichocomaceae.
AUGGAUCUCGCGCCAGGGCCAGAUGCGACCGAGACGCUCAAGUCCUCGGUCGUGGAGUUGAAUGUGGUGGAGGCGGCGGAUGAUACGAACGUAGAUGAUGAUAGUACACCAUCGCAGCCUACUAUCCAGAAGUCAAAAUCGCCGACAUCUGACGCGGAUGAUAUUAGUGAUGAGUCUUGUGAGGGUGAGGAGUGGGAGACGGAUUCGUUGUACGAAGAGACAUUACAUUUUGUUCGGGAUGAUCAACUUUCGACUGUCCCAGAUGCAUGCACACCGCAAGAGGCGACCGCCUAUCGGAAACUAUUACGUGAGAUCGGAAAGGUUGCCUUUGUCGAAGAGACGAUCGGGAAGAGUACGAUUACGGCCAAGAAACUCCUGACUGCGUUCGGUGUCGUUCCUCCGUCUUUCCUUGAAGAUGCGCCAGACGAGGCAUACCAUCCAUUAUUGGGUAUUGUCAUAUCCCGAGAGUUUGCAAAGCGUCAGAAGCUGGAUGAGUACAAUUCUAUCGACGAUGCGGUCGACUUGCUGAAAAAGGCGAAGAACGUUAUUGUCAUUACUGGUGCCGGUAUCUCUACAAGUCUUGGGAUACCAGACUUUCGUUCCAAAGACACCGGUUUGUACUCGCGACUAGAACAUCUCGGACUCAGUGAUCCUCAAGAAGUGUUUGAUAUUUCCUUGUUUCAUGAGGAUCCAAGUAUCUUCUUUUCAGUCGCGAAAGACAUACUCCCCACCGAGAAGAAAUUUUCUCCUACGCACGCUUUCAUCAAGUUGUUACAAGACAAGGGCAAGUUAUUGACAAAUUACACCCAAAACAUUGACAACAUCGAAGCCAAUGCGGGUGUCAAACCAGAGAAGAUUGUGCAAUGUCACGGGUCUUUCGCAACCGCAACCUGUACCAAGUGCGGCUUCAAGGUACCGGGCGAUGCCAUUUUCGACACCAUCAAAUCUGGCAAAAUACCUCUUUGCAAGCCCUGCAAAGAACAGAUUGCUCUGCGACCGCAGAUGUUGAAACGGAAACGUAGCUCGAAUGGCCUACAAACCAGUCGCAAGAAGGGUACGUUUGACGAUGAUUCUGAUGAGGAGGACUAUGAUAUCCCUACGCCUGGUGUUAUGAAACCUGAUAUCACCUUCUUUGGCGAAGACCUUCCUGACGAGUUUGGAAGACGACUGGUCGAGGAGGACCGCGAGGUGACAGACUUGGUCAUAGUGAUUGGAACGUCUAUGAAGGUGGCGCCUGUUGCCGACGUUCCCAGCAUUAUACCCAGCACUGUCCCUCAGAUCUACAUCUCACGCACACCUGUCUCGCAUAUCGGCUUUGAUAUCGAUCUUCUAGGAGAUUCUGAUGUAGUCGUGUCAGAGCUAUGUCGACGAGCCGGGUGGGACUUGAAACAUAGCAUGAUACCCGAGGAUCAGAAGGUUGAGAUCAUUCAAGAAGAAGGCUAUGUAUCCCGACAUACCUUCAGGGUUGUUUAG